GUGGAGUAAUAGCCAAGAUUUCAUAAUCAGUUCUAAGGGCAGGCCAACAUUAGUCAGCAGAUGGAAGCUGGAAACCCAAAGUUAGUCUGUGCGUGGACCCCGAAGCGAGACAAUCACAAUCCAGCGAUGAAGAUGAGUUUGCUGCCUACUCUGCUGAUGGUAGUGCUAGGUGUGAUGUGGGCCCACGCUGCCAUCAACCCAGAAGCUGGCUAUCCGUACGAGAGACCGAGUGAGGAGCUCCAGCUGCUGACAGAGGAGCCUCAUCCCAGGGAGCAACGUCUCAAGGUGCGUGCGGGCGGAGUGGUGGUGAUGCCUGGCCAGCGGCGACAGCUGUCCGCACGCCACAAAUGCCAUAACAACAAAGACGGCAGUGCGGAGGUGGAGGCGCAGGCGGAGGCUGCUGCUCUGGCCAGAUACCAUGCGGCGCGUCCCCCGCCGCGUCGCCUGUCGAGGCACAAGGAAGUCCAGGUGGACAGUGAGUUCUUUGAGCCCUCGCCGGAACGGGUCGAGGAGCUCAAGCGAAUUCUGCUCGACCAGCAAUAAAAUGAAAUGC
This is a messenger RNA of Drosophila obscura, 553 nucleotides long. RefSeq lists its product as uncharacterized. The coding region runs from base 61 to 543 and encodes 160 amino acids. The record is from RefSeq and is a predicted model, not a curated record. NCBI's taxonomy places the organism in Eukaryota, Metazoa, Arthropoda, Insecta, Diptera, Drosophilidae. The transcript is spliced from 2 exons.